CUUCCGGGCUAAGGUUGUUGAUUUCUGAGCUGUCGCUGUCUGUCUGUCAGGUGUCGAUAACAUUGGUAUUCACAGGGAGUAUUUGUGUGGUAUUGAUUUUAUGUAAAUGAACAUUGCGACUAUUAUAUUUAAUACAAAACGGACUGUUAGAACUGUAAAUAUAAUUGGAUAUAAAGUGUUGUUUAGGUCAGCAGACUAAAAACUCUUGAACUGGUGUGACUGAAGUGAUGCAACAUGGCAGCAACUCCUCUAAACAGGUGUUUUCUGUCAGCACUAAGGAGACGGUGUCAGAGCCGUGGACUUAACUCUUUAGCAGAGAGGACAGUCAGUCGGGUGUCCUCUGUUGAGACAUGUAGCCACAGGAGAGCAGAAUGGAGCACACGCCUGGACAGGGUACCCUCGAUGGAGUGGGACAGAAACAAUGGUAACAGCAGCUCCCCUCUGCUCACGUCACUGUCGGUGGGUUUGGGACUCUGUGGUGCGGCACUUUUCGUCAGUCAAAAAGAUGAACAAGUGAAGGACGGAAGAGCCUCGAUAUCCGGGCGGUUUGUUGAACUCACUCUGCCAUCAGCUCAGUGUGCUGCUCCAUUUAAACCCGACAGCCCCCGGUACAAAUACAACUUUAUUGCAGAUGUAGUCGAAAAGUCCACUUCAGCUGUUGUCUACAUUGAAAUCUUGGGGAGACACCCAUUUUCAGGAAGAGAUGUCCCCGUUUCAAAUGGCUCUGGUUUCAUCAUUAGCAGCGACGGUCUCAUUGUAACCAAUGCUCAUGUUGUGGCCAACAAGAGAGGCGUCCGAGUGAAGCUCACCAACGGAGAGAUGUACAAUGCCACUGUGCAGGAUGUCGAUCCAGUGGCAGACAUUGCCACCAUCAAAAUCUCAACGAGGAAUCCGCUACCCACGCUCACCCUGGGUCGGUCGUCUGAUAUUCGACAAGGAGAGUUUGUGGUAGCCAUGGGAAGCCCGUUCUCUUUACGGAAUACAAUCACGUCAGGAAUCAUCAGCUCAGUACAUAGAGGCAGUAAGGAGCUGGGCCUGUCCAACUCCAACAUGGAGUACAUCCAGACGGAUGCAGCUAUAGAUUUUGGAAAUUCUGGAGGUCCCCUGAUUAACUUGGACGGUGAAGUCAUUGGUAUAAACACCAUGAAGGUCACCUCAGGGAUUUCUUUUGCUAUUCCAUCUGAUCGCGUGACACUUUUUCUCGAUCAAGCAUCGAAAAAGAAGAACUCUUGGUUCGGUGAAUCAGAGACGAAGCGGCGGUACAUUGGCGUAAUGAUGCUGACACUGACGUCGAGCAUCAUUGCAGAGUUGAAGUUGAGGGACUCAUCCUUCCCCAACGUGACACAUGGCAUCUUGAUUCACAGGGUGAUCUUGGGCUCACCGGCCAACAGAGCUGGCAUGCUACCAGGAGACGUCGUGGUGGAGAUUAACGGAGAGAAGGUGAACACCUCGGAGGAGAUCUAUCAGGCCGUCCGCAGCGGCGACAAAAUCACCAUGGUUGUGCAGAGAGGACAAGAGUUGCUUCAACUACAAAUGACUCCGGAGUGCACAGAGUGACACUCACUUCAUGUUAACCUGAGGGCCAGACGGUCACAUGGUUAGUUCAUGCUUUAAUGUAAGGUUCUGAGCUCCAGUAUUUGAUGACUUGUUAAAUAUGUGAACCUGUCAGACCCUAAAGAAAAAGAAUAGAUGAACAGCCUGGUAUUUAUCCAGGUAUUGAGUACAAUAAAUAAAAUGUGUCUUCUACCUCCACAAAA
Molecule: messenger RNA, 1757 nt
Organism: Anarrhichthys ocellatus (wolf-eel)
Lineage: Eukaryota; Metazoa; Chordata; Actinopteri; Perciformes; Anarhichadidae
Product: serine protease HTRA2, mitochondrial-like
Exons: 8
Coding region: 235-1557 (440 amino acids)
Biological process (GO): positive regulation of apoptotic process; programmed cell death; proteolysis
Cellular component (GO): mitochondrion
Molecular function (GO): serine-type endopeptidase activity; protein binding
Source: RefSeq, a predicted model, not a curated record